Panicum hallii is the source of this 1618-nucleotide messenger RNA. Its product is annotated as vegetative cell wall protein gp1-like. The transcript is spliced from 5 exons. The coding region runs from base 1 to 1128 and encodes 375 amino acids. The record is from RefSeq and is a predicted model, not a curated record. NCBI's taxonomy places the organism in Eukaryota, Viridiplantae, Streptophyta, Magnoliopsida, Poales, Poaceae.
AUGCCUGCUCGAGGCCGCAGGCUCCGCGCUGCUGCACCUAUCAUCUCCGACGCGAUCGGCGACGGCAGCAAGAAUGGUGUGGGCGGCGGCGGCGGCGGAGUUCCAGCAGGUUCUGAGGCUUCUCUUUCCUUUUCUUUCGAAAGAGGAAGGGGGGACGGUUGUCACUUGGCACACAGGAUCCUGAAGAAGUUCUUUAAAAAAUACAAUCAGGUCCGCCACGUCCGACUCCUGCCUCCCCGACGAGCACGGGUCGCCGGCUCUCCGCUGCUCCGCCGCCAACGCACCGUCCCCCACGCUUUGCAGCCGACCGCGGCGCCGGCCUCACCCACGCGGCUCCGCCUAGUCCAGAGCGCCGUCCUCCGUCCCCGCCACCCUCACCGCCGCCGGCCUCUCGCGCGAGCGCGCGACCUCGCCACGCUCCGGCGUCCCCGCGGGGCCUCCCCGCCGACUUCCCACCGGUUCCAGAGCUCGCACGACUCCGGCUGCUCCCGCGCGCUCGCGACUUCCCCCCGCUCCGGCGCCGCCAUCUCGCCCGCCCUCACCGCCGCCGGCCUCUCCCGCAAGCGCGCGAUCUCGCCCCACUCCGGCGUCCCCGCCGCGCCUCCCCGCCGACUUCCCACCUCCCCGCCGUCCCAUCCCAUCCCCGUCCCGCCGCGCCACCCUCUGCCAAUCCGCCCCAACGCUGCGCCGCCGCGCGACUCCCGCACCGGAGCCGCCCGCUCGCAGGUCCCGCCGCGCCGCCCUCCACCAAUCCGCCCCAACACUGCGCCGCCGCGCGACUCCCGCGCCGGAGCCGCCCGCUCGCAGGUCCCGCCGCGCCACCCUCCACCAAUCCACCACAACACUGCGCCGCCGCGCGACUCCCGCGCCGGAGCCGCCCGCUCGCAGGUCCCGCCGCGCCGCCCUCCACCAAUCCACCACAACACUGCGCCGCCGCGCGACUCCCGCGCCGGAGCCACCCGCUCGCAGGUUCCGACGCGCCGCCUUCCACCAAUCCUCCCAAAUGCCGCGCCGUGCCGCCGCACCGGGGACGCUCGAGGUCAGUACCUGGAGGCAUGGAAUAUCUUUGUUACUCUACGUAGAAGGAGCAGGCUUUGUGCUGGCUACUCACUUCUGAUGCAGAGAUAAGUUUUUUUUAGAGAUAAGCCAUGGAAGAAGAAGGUAUGUGAGGCCAAGGUCUGGGUCAAGCCAUGGCUCAAUUUCAAGGAGCUUCAUUACUUCGUCCUCAAAGGGGACGCCAAUUGCCAACACCUUCACCAAGGCCAACCUCGGCACCAGAAAAGGAAGCACCUCGCUGGAUGUUAUCUUGGUUAUGAUGUUCAGGAAGCGGGCAGCUCGUCGGGUCGUUGGACCCCAUGAAAUCUGCAAAAUCCCAUAUAAACUAUUGUUCGUCUAUGUAUCUGAUCCUGCUGUCCUAAUGGAGCUGAUCUGGUGGCAUGCUCGGCUGGCUUCGCCCCUGAUGAUGUUCCUGACUCCAAGCUGAUGGAAAGGGAGGGCAUUGCAUUGGUAGGUCUCAACAUCUCAAUUACAUCACAUCAAAGAUUUGUUUGUAACUAAGGUGUUGUCGUGUAACGACUUCUACUUUUUCUGUAUUACAUUUUCUUGUUUGAUAUGUGCC